AUGGCGUGCGCCCUCCUGCUCGCCGGCGCCCUCGCCGCCGCCGCGGGCUCCGGCCCGCCCUGCGGCCCCGCGGGACUGGGGCGUUUGGCCCAGGCGCUGCAGCUGGGCUGCCUGGGCGGUGCCUGGGUCGCCGCGGCCGGGGCCGGUGACAGCAGCGGCGGCGGCCACGGCGGCUUCAACGCGGAUUACGUCUUUGUCACGCCGGUAGAAGUGGACUCGGGCGGGUCUUACAUUUCGCAUGACAUUUUGCACAACGGCAGGAAAAAGAGAUCGACUCAGGGUGCCAGGAGCUCCCUGCACUACCGGUUUUCAGCAUUUGGACAGGAACUACACUUAGAACUGAAACCCUCGGCGAUUUUGAGCAGUCACUUUAUUGUUCAGGUACUUGGAAAAGACGGUGCUACAGAGACUUGGGAACCUACGGGGCAGCGAUGUUUCUAUCAGGGAUUUAUCAGAAAUGACAGCUUCUCCUCUGUUGCUGUGUCUACCUGCGCUGGCUUGUCAGGUCUGAUAAAGACGCGAAAAAACGAAUUCCUCAUCUCACCGUUACCUCAGCUGCUGGCCCAGGUACAUAACUACAGUUCCCCGGCAGGCCACCAGCCUCAUGUACUGUAUAAAAGAACAGCCGAGCAGAAGAUCCAGCAGUACCACGGCUACCCCAGCUCUCACCAGACUUCUCCCGGUCACUCCCCAGGCCAGAGCCCCCCGGCACCCCAGAGUCAAGAGACAGAGCACCACCCCCAUCGAAGGUGGCAAAGGCAACAUUUUUGUGGACGACGCAAGAAAUAUGCCCCCAAGCCUCCUUCAGAGGACACCUACCUGAGGUUUGAUGAAUAUGGGAGCUCAGGGCGGCCCAGAAGGUCAGCUGGAAAGUCGCAGAGGGGCCUCAAUGUGGAAACCCUUGUGGUGGCAGACAAGAAGAUGGUGGAGAAGCAUGGCAAGGGAAACGUGACCACGUACAUUCUCACAGUCAUGAACAUGGUUUCCAGUUUGUUUAAAGAUGGGACUAUUGGCAGUGACAUCAACAUCGUUGUGGUGAGCCUCAUUCUUCUGGAGCAGGAGCCUGGAGGAUUGUUGAUCAACCACCAUGCAGACCAGUCUCUGAAUAGCUUUUGUCAAUGGCAGUCCGCCCUCGUGGGAAAGAAUGGCAAGCGGCACGACCACGCCAUCCUGCUCACGGGCUUCGAUAUCUGCUCCUGGAAGAAUGAGCCGUGUGACACUCUAGGGUUUGCACCCAUCAGCGGAAUGUGCAGUAAGUAUCGAAGUUGUACCAUCAAUGAAGAUACGGGACUUGGCCUGGCUUUCACCAUUGCUCACGAGUCAGGGCACAACUUUGGCAUGAUUCAUGAUGGCGAGGGCAACCCCUGCAGGAAGGCAGAAGGCAACAUCAUGUCUCCUACGUUGACUGGAAACAAUGGAGUGUUUGCGUGGUCUUCCUGUAGCCGCCAGUACCUCAAGAAAUUCCUCAGCACACCUCAGGCUGGAUGUCUAGUGGAUGAACCCAAGCAAACAGGGCAAUAUAAAUAUCCGGACAAACUCCCAGGACAGAUUUAUGAUGCCGACACUCAGUGCAAGUGGCAAUUUGGAGCCAAAGCCAAGUUAUGCAGCCUUGGUUUUGCGAAGGACAUUUGCAAAUCACUGUGGUGUCACCGGGUGGGCCACAGGUGUGAGACCAAAUUUAUGCCUGCAGCCGAAGGGACCGUGUGUGGCUUGAGUAUGUGGUGCCGGCAAGGUGAAUGCGUGAAGCUUGGGGAGCUGGGGCCCCGACCGGUGCACGGCCAGUGGUCCACCUGGUCGAAGUGGUCAGAAUGUUCUCGAACUUGUGGUGGCGGAGUCAAGUAUCAGGAGAGACACUGCAAUAACCCCAAGCCUCAGUAUGGUGGCAAGUUCUGCCCUGGAUCUAACCGUAUUUAUAAACUGUGCAACAUUAACCCUUGUCACGAAAACAGCUUGGAUUUUCGAGCCCAGCAGUGUGCAGAAUACAACAACAAACCUUUCCGUGGAUGGUUCUACCAGUGGAAACCCUACACGAAAGUGGAAGAGGAAGACCGGUGUAAACUCUACUGCAAGGCUGAGAAUUUUGAAUUUUUUUUUGCAAUGUCUGGCAAGGUGAAAGAUGGAACUCCCUGCUCCUCACACAAAAACGAUGUCUGUAUCGAUGGGAUUUGUGAACCUGUGGGAUGUGAUCAUGAACUUGGCUCUAAAGCAGUUGCAGAUGCCUGUGGCGUUUGCAAAGGUGAUAAUUCGACUUGCAAGUUUUACAAGGGCCUGUACCGCAAUCAGUACAAAGCGAAUGAGUAUUACCCAGUGGUCAUCAUUCCAGCUGGGGCCCAAAGCAUUGAGAUCCAGGAGCUCCAGGUUUCCUCCAGUUACCUGGCUGUUCGCAGCCUCAGUCAAAAGUAUUACCUGACUGGGAGCUGGCGCAUUGACUGGCCCGGGGAGUUCCCGUUUGCAGGGACCACGUUUGAAUAUCAGCGCUCCGCCACCCGCCCAGAGCGACUCUACGCAGCAGGACCCACCAACGAGACGCUGGUGUUUGAAAUACUGAUGCAAGGCAAAAAUCCAGGGAUAGCCUGGAAGUAUGCCCUUCCCAAGGCCCUGAAUGGAACCCCGCCAGCAACAAAGAAACCCCAUCACGCCUGGAGCGCUGUGCUCUCCGAGUGCUCUGUCUCCUGCGGUGGAGGUUACGUAAGUGUGAAGGCCAUUUGCCUACGUGAUCAAAGUACUCAAGUCAAUUCCUCAUUCUGCAAUGGAAGAACCAAACCAGCAACUGAGCCCAAAAUAUGUAAUGCUUUCUCCUGCCCGGCCUAUUGGAUGCCAGGAGAAUGGAGCGUGUGCAGCAAGUCAUGCGCGGGGGGCCAGCAGAGCAGGAAGAUCCAAUGUGUGCAGAAGCGUCCUUUCCAGGAGGAGGAGGAGGCGGUGCUACACUCCCUCUGCCCAGUGAGCACACCCACGCAGGUCCAAGUCUGCAAUAGCCACGAAUGCCCUCCAGAAUGGAGCCCGGGGCCCUGGUCACAGUGUUCCAAGACCUGCGGACGAGGCGUGAGGAGGCGUGAGCUCUUGUGCAAAGGCUCCUCUGCGGAGUCACUCCCUGAGAGCCGGUGCUCCGGCAGCCCCAGGCCCGAGGCGCAGGAGGGCUGCGUGCUGGGACGGUGCCCCAAAAACAACCGGCUCCAGUGGGUGGCCUCUUCGUGGAGUGAGUGUUCCACCACCUGUGGUUUGGGUGUGAGGAAGAGAGACCUGAAAUGCAGCGAGAAGACCUUGCAGGGGAAACUGGUCGUGUUCCCAGAGAGGAGAUGCCGGCAUAUGAAGAAACCAAACCUGGACAUGGAAGAAGCCUGCAACCGACGAGCCUGCCCAGUGUACAGCGUGGCUGCGGCCUGGUAUUCGUCACCAUGGCAACAAUGCACGGUGACCUGUGGAGGUGGAAUGCAGACCAGAUCCGUCCACUGUGUGCUGCAGGGCCGGCCCUCCUCCAGUUGUCUGCUCCACCAGAAGCCUCCAGGACUCCGUGCCUGUAACACGAACUUCUGUCCAGCUCCUGAGAAGAGAGAUGAUCCAUCCUGCGUGGAUUUCUUCAGCUGGUGUCACCUGGUUCCUCAGCAUGGUGUCUGCAACCACAAGUUUUAUGGUAAACAGUGCUGCAAGUCCUGCACAAGAAAGAGCUGA
Molecule: messenger RNA, 3669 nt
Organism: Dipodomys spectabilis (banner-tailed kangaroo rat)
Lineage: Eukaryota; Metazoa; Chordata; Mammalia; Rodentia; Heteromyidae
Gene: Adamts18
Product: ADAM metallopeptidase with thrombospondin type 1 motif 18
Exons: 23
Coding region: 1-3669 (1222 amino acids)
Biological process (GO): extracellular matrix organization; proteolysis
Cellular component (GO): extracellular matrix
Molecular function (GO): metalloendopeptidase activity
Source: RefSeq, a predicted model, not a curated record